Zea mays is the source of this 4165-nucleotide messenger RNA. Its product is annotated as auxin response factor 17. Lineage: Eukaryota; Viridiplantae; Streptophyta; Magnoliopsida; Poales; Poaceae. Gene Ontology annotation, biological process: response to hormone; regulation of DNA-templated transcription. The record is from RefSeq and is a predicted model, not a curated record. The transcript has 14 exons. Gene Ontology annotation, cellular component: nucleus. Gene Ontology annotation, molecular function: DNA binding. Bases 1061 to 3805 code for a protein of 914 amino acids.
GACACCGGGUUCAUAUUCCACUCCUACAGGAGGGGUUUUGGGACUUGGGAAUGCCGAGUGCGGCACGCGGAGCACUGUACAUGUGCGAUUGCACGUCGCUCGCAGUGCAGGAGUGCAGGCGGGGGGCCACAGAGCUGAGUGGGAAGGAAGCAAGGGGCACAGAGAAUUGACAAAAAUCACGCAAGGGAAGAGAGAGAGAGGGAGAAGUGAGCGCAUAUCAAGAGCAAAGCUGAAAAAAAUAGGAGCACCGCUCGUGGGGUUGGGUUGGGUUGGAUUGGAACCCCGAGAACAAGCUUGUGGGCAGCAGCAGCAGCAGCGGCGGCCAGCCGGAGCGACUAGCGAGCGAGACACAGCGGGAGGAAGCAGCGAGCAAGCGAAAGCGUACCAGAGCGGCAAGCCGAGGGAGUGCAAGGCGGCUGCAACUGUUCCAGUUCCAGCUAGCCCCUCUUGCACCCUCUGCGUAGUAGUAGUACUAGUAGCAGAGCAGCUGCAGCUGCAGCCGCGCCCGCUAGGAGCCAAGCGGCGGCGAGCGAGCGAGCAUGCUCUAGGCGCCCCUCCCCUGCGCCGGGCGGAUCUGCCGGAGUGCGGCAGCCGGUGCUAACCGCCCACGCGGCCGCGGGAUCUGACGCCGCGCCUCCUCGGAUCGUCGGGCCCCAGCGGCGGCGGCGGCGGCGGCGGCCGAGGCGUUAGCAGCCGACUGUUCCAAGCAAGUGACAUGCUACAGAUUUCGUGUUCCUUCCUCUGACUAAUAUAGAAGGGAAAGACUGCGCCUGGCCGCCUGCGCUUGCUUGGGCGCCGCGCCGGUGGUGGUAAUCUCCGGGAGCGGCAGCGGCGCGCGGUGGUGGGGGAAAAAAAAAAGAACAGAGGGAGAAGGCUACCUGCCCCGCCCUCUCGCGGGAGACUUGGCGAGGAGGAGGGAGCUGCGAAAAAGCGAAUGGGUUUCGGGGAGGCGCUGUGAUUUGGCCUGAAAAGGAGGAAUCUUUGCUUCCUCUUCCGCUUCCUAUAUCGCGCCCUCGUCAGAUCGGCGGCCUGGUUGCGUCUUCGGCAGCGGCGGGCGGAAAUGAGGCUCUCGUCGUCGUCGUCGUCGUCCGCCAGCGUCCUCCCGGCUCAGCCGGGCUCGCCGGAAGAUGUGGAGGAGCACAAGUGUCUGAACUCGGAGUUGUGGCAUGCCUGUGCCGGCCCGCUUGUCUCCUUGCCAGCGGUGGGUAGCCGGGUUGUGUACUUCCCUCAGGGCCACAGCGAGCAGGUAGCAGCAUCAACAAACAAGGAAAUGGAGUCUCAGAUCCCCAGUUAUCCUAAUCUGCCGCCACAGCUUAUAUGCCAACUGCAUAAUGUGACGAUGCAAGCUGAUGCAGAGACAGAAGAGGUAUAUGCACAGAUGACAUUACAACCACUCAACCCGCAAGAACUGAAGGAUCCAUAUUUACCUGCAGAAUUAGGUUUGGUCAGUAAACAGCCAACAAACUAUUUCUGCAAAACAUUAACAGCAAGUGAUACCAGUACCCAUGGUGGGUUUUCUGUUCCCCGUCGAGCAGCUGAGAAAGUGUUCCCUCCACUGGAUUUCACCCAGCAGCCUCCAUGCCAGGAGUUGAUGGCAACAGAUCUUCAUGGCAAUGAGUGGAAAUUCCGUCACAUAUUUCGUGGUCAGCCAAAGCGGCAUCUUCUAACUACAGGCUGGAGUGUCUUUGUAAGUGCAAAGAGACUCGUUGCUGGUGACUCUGUCCUUUUUAUCUGGAAUGACAAUAACCAGCUUCUGCUUGGAAUUCGUCGGGCAAAUCGGCCACAAACAGUCAUGCCAUCUUCAGUCUUAUCAAGUGAUAGCAUGCAUAUUGGUCUUCUUGCUGCAGCUGCUCAUGCUGCUUCGACAAAUAGCCGGUUUACAAUUUUCUACAACCCAAGGGCAAGCCCUUCAGAGUUUGUCAUACCGCUUGCAAAGUAUGUUAAGGCUGUGUAUCAUACCCGUAUAUCUGUGGGGAUGCGCUUCAGGAUGCUUUUUGAGACAGAAGAGUCUAGUGUUAGGAGAUACAUGGGGACUAUUACCGGAAUCAGUGAUCUUGAUUCUGUUCGGUGGCCAAAUUCACACUGGCGUUCUGUUAAGGUUGGCUGGGAUGAAUCAACUGCUGGCGAUAGACAGCCAAGGGUGUCACUAUGGGAGAUUGAGCCCCUGACAACUUUCCCAACGUAUACAUCUCCUUUUCCGCUCAGGCUCAAGCGUCCAUGGCCAACAGGCUUGCCUUCUCUGCAUGGUGGGAAGGAUGAUGACCUGGCUAACUCUCUCAUGUGGCUUCGAGAUACCACAAAUCCUGGUUUCCAGUCGUUAAAUUUUGGUGGACUUGGUAUGAACUCUUGGAUGCAGCCAAGGCUGGAUACUUCCUUACUUGGUCUGCAGCCUGACAUGUAUCAGGCGAUGGCCACAGGUGCUUUCCAGGAUCCAACAAAGCAGGCAUCACCCACAAUGCUGCAGUUCCAGCAGCCACAGAACAUAGCUGGCCGGGCUGCGCCACUUUCAAGUCAGAUUUUGCAGCAAGCACAUCCUCAAUUUCAGCAGCAGCCGUACAUCCAAAACAUCUCUGAGAGCACAAUCCAAGCGCAGGGUCAGUCUGAGUUCCUCAAACAGCAGAUCCAACGCAGCCAGUCAUUCAAUGAGCAGAAGCCCCAGCUGCAACCCCAGCAAGAAUCACAGCAGCAGCAGCAAUCACAGUGUCUGCAAGCCCCUCAGCAUCAACAAAUACAACAGAACAUAGCCAACUACCAGUCUGUAUCCAAUGCAUUAUCGGCGUUUUCUCAGCUGUCGUCAGCCUCUCAGUCUACACCUAUGGCACUGCAAACUAUAUUACCGUUCUCACAGGCACAGAGCUUUACAGACACGAGUGCAAGCUCAUUGUCUCCAUCCAACACCAACACAAUGCAAAAUACGCUUCGGCCAUUCUCAUCAGAAGCAGUUUCUCACCUCAGUAUGCCGAGGCCCACUGCGAUACCUGUUCCCGACGCAUGGUCAUCGAAGCGAGCUGCGGUGGAGUCUUUGCUUCCUUCUCGGCCCCAAGAUUCGUCUCAAAUGCAACAGUUGGACUCUACACCAGCUAGUAUACCUCAUAGCUCUGCGUUGGCACCACUUCCUGGGAGAGGAUGCUUGGUGGAUCAAGACGCGAACCCUGAUCCUCAAAACCAUCUCUUGUUUGGUGUCAGUAUAGAUUCGCAGUCACUGCUAAUGGAGGGAGGCAUCCAUGGUCUCCAAAAUGGCAAUGAUUCGACCGCUAUACCUUAUUCCACCUCCAAUUUCCUGAGCCCUUCCCAGAACGAUUUUCCUUUGGAUCAUACUCUGAAUUCUUCAGGCUGCUUAGAUGAUUCAGGGUACGUCCCGCCAUGUUCGGAUAAUUCUGACCAAGUGAACCGACCACCAGCAACCUUUGUGAAGGUUUACAAAUCUGGAACCUACGGAAGGUCGCUUGAUAUCACCAGGUUUAGUAGCUAUCACGAGCUCCGUAGGGAACUAGGGCGCCUAUUUGGCCUUGAGGGCCAGUUGGAAGACCCUCUGAGAUCAGGCUGGCAGCUUGUAUUCGUCGACCGCGAGGAGGACGUCCUUCUCGUGGGCGACGACCCUUGGCAGGAAUUCGUGAGCACGGUGUCCUGCAUAAAGAUACUCUCGCCGCAGGAGGUGCAGCAGAUGGGCAAGCAGGGCCUGGAGCUCCUGAGCUCGGCCCCCGCGGCGCGGAGGCUAGGUAGCAGCUGCGACGGCUACGUUAGCAGGCAGGAGUCGAGGAGCCUAAGCACUGGGAUCGCGUCCGUGGGUUCGGUCGAGUUCUGAAACAGAAGGCAGGAGCUCGUUACGCGCCCCGAGCUUAGUUUAGGGCUGGCCUGUGACGGACCCGCUAGCUCGGCUCGCGCUUCCGAUGUUUUUUGCAGUCCAUGGCGUCGAGGUGGAAGCAGCACCAGACCCAGCAUUAGCUCUCCUUCCAGGUUAUGUACUACCAUCUAAUAAUUCUGUCCAGUCGUAUAUGACACCCAACUCCCAAGUAGAAGAAACUACCAGCAGCCGCUGUUGGUACACAUGCUGAAACUUCGCUCUUGUAUGGAGAAACACUAAUCCUUGUGAAUGUAGCCAGCUAGGCUCUGUAAUGAUCCAUGAGUUAAUAGCCCUUUUGUUGCCUAGCACACGGCAAGCACA